This is a messenger RNA of Serendipita indica DSM 11827, 3090 nucleotides long. NCBI's taxonomy places the organism in Eukaryota, Fungi, Basidiomycota, Agaricomycetes, Sebacinales, Serendipitaceae. The record is from the annotation of a GenBank genome assembly.
AUGUCUUCGCCGACCGGAGAUGCGCCUAGUUCACCUCAACCACCAAAAGAGCUGCCAAUGGCCGAGUUUGUGCUUCCAAAGCUUCUGCGCAAAUAUGAAGACGCUCUGACGCUGUUAGACGAUGCUGCUGGCACAAGACCCGUAGUCUCAUCGUCGGUGGAAAGAUUACCGCCUCCUAAACGCGCACGGACAAGUCUAUAUUCAACGUUGGCCAAGUACGGGAUUGGAACGUCGGUUGACCACAGCAAAAAUUCCUCACUCUCGAACCUUCAGCGGGUCAUUCAACGAGCCAAGUCAGUCGCGAGUGGGAGCGGUACCAUUACAGAUGCUUCAUCACAUGUAAAUGAAAAGCUGGCGACCUAUGAUCCCGACUCUCGCGAAGAAUUCUUGAAGCGAUUGCAGACGUUCAAGUUGAUCACCUAUUCGCCCAAACCCACUGAAAUUGACGCAGUGGCAGCUGCUCGUUGUGGUUGGUUCAACGAAGGUGGAAAAGAGAGCUUGACGUGCAAAAGCUGUAAAGUCGUAUGGACAAUGCCAUCUCUUCACAACGUGAGCAAAGACCAGUCAUCGAUUUACUCCAUGGAGAUUCCAGCCCCCGCGGCACUGAGUGCCACAGUCCUCCAGCACGCGAGUGAACUUCAGACAGCUGCCAGCCAAAUUUCAGUCAAGCAUCCACUUACAUCACAUCAGGUCAGCCUCUUGUUGUCAGCGGUAAACUCGGCGCAGGCAGACUUGAUGCGGAAAGCAGUCUCUGCAGAAAGUUCUUCUCUUUCAAUGUCCCAGAUGCCAGAAGAAUCGGCAAUUAUCGUCGCAUUCUUCGGAUGGAGUCUUUUCUCCCCGGUUUCCCGAUCGACAAAUGUCUCUGCGACAGCAACCCCCUCCGGCCUCAGUACUCCUGGCUCUGGUUCUGGGAGGGCAAUGGUCAUGUGCAAACUCUGUGCGCGUCAAGUUGGACUUUGGUCGUUUGCUUCUGGCACUCUGCCGCAAUCUCCCAGUCCUAACGGUGGACCACCCGCAGCGGCGCGAAGUUCCGUCACCCGACAGUUUGACGUCCUCAAAGAGCACCGGCCACAUUGCCCUUACAUUGUAAAGACGACCUAUCUACCCUUGAUGACCCUACCCGGUGUUCGCUCCCAAUCGCAAGAUUUGUUGGAGCCGCUGCCAUUCGUCGAGGGUUGGAAGGCCCUGAUGAGCGUAGUCUCGCGCUCUCAAUGGCGUAAGAGUUCUGCGAGUGUUUUGCGACCGACAGCAUCCUCUGCUAUCCCUAUAUCACCGAAGAGUGGUCUGGAAGGGUUGGAUGCAGACCAAAGUGGGGAAAGCCAGGUCGACGACAUUCUCAAGGACGUUAAAUCAAGACACGGAGGUAAUAUCUCCACUCCAUUGAUCAAUUUCCAAGUAUCUCAGCCUUUGAACCUGCCCAAGAAUGUUCGCAAGUGCGAGGUCGAACUCAUUCACCAUAUCUUUGCCAAUUCCUACUACCAACCAUCCAUAGUGCAAUACACUCCUCCGACCGAUUGUGGAGAGGUUGGGACAUGGGCAGGAGUCAGCUUGAACUGGACAGCAACUUCCAAUGGAACUCAAUAUGAUCGCCUCGCUGGGGUGACACUGCACAAUGUCGAAAUUUGGAGAACCUCUACUUCUGAGCCAACGCCGCGUGGCAUCAUCUGGACGACUCUAAAGGAUGUGACACAGUAUAUACCGCUAUUCGCCAAACCAGGCAAAAUGAUAGUGGAUCUAAAUAAUAUUGUCGACCCUGGCUCUGGCCUCACGGGCGAAUUCGAUGUUCGACUUACGGCAACAUUCUAUCAGUCCGACUGGGUACAUCCUGCCGCAACUGUGCCCGACUUGAUCAUUCCACUAAGCACUCUCGUCUCUGAUCAGUCCAACGUCUUCAGUGUACCUCCUGCAGGAAAUACGACGAUCAUCCUGCCUCCGAACACCGUUUCUGCUGUUGUCGAGAUUCAGGCAAGUGGUAACUCUCAAGAGGAGUUCUGGUAUUACAAUGUUCCCGACGAGUACAUGUCCUAUCUUCCACCGGAUACAACCUACGGGAAAAGUUCGUUCCGUGAAGUGCGCGUCCUUGUAGACGGAGUGAUCGCUGGCAUCGCAUUCCCCUAUCCGGUCCUUUUCACGGGAGCUAUGGUUCCGACCAUUUGGCGGCCUAUCGUGGCGUAUGGUGCCUACGACUCUCCCACCUAUACGGUUGAUAUAAGUCCAUUUAUUCCUCUCCUAGCAGACGGACGACCACAUAUUAUAUCCCUUGCAGUGGUUUCAGACGAACCGGAUCUGAAAAUCAACAGCAAUUGGUAUCUCAGCGGCAAUAUCAAGGUCGCUCUAGAUACUUCAGGGAAACCGACCACUGGAAAUAUAACCCGAUAUGAUGCACCCUCUGAAGAUAGCAGACGUUCGGUCCAGGUACUGAACGACAGUUCAUUCAACUUCACAGUCUCCGUCAGGCGCUCGCUCUCCAUAGAAGCUAGACUUGUUUCCGGGUCCGGAAAGAAGAUCGACGUCUCUUGGAAGCAAAACCUACAGUUCAACAACGUACAGUCGUAUUUAAACGGCGCUUCGACGAUGUUAGUGUCACAGACAACAACGGGCCACAGUCUCAGCACCCACAAUCUGAUACCUGUGCUCGUCGAUUCUCUAGACUUCCCAUUAUCUAUCGAUUUCAGAACGGUUGCGGAUGAGAAGGGAUCUGGGUUUAGAGCGAUUUUCGACCACAAGUACAAUCGGCAAUACCUGCCGUCGCAUUGGGAGGUAUUUACCAAUAUUCGUUCAGCCCAGCAUGCCAACGGAACCUACAUAACCUCGCCCAACCCUGGUUUCAAUCGGACGGCCAAUGGAACAAACAUUAACGAAUUUAGUUAUCUGGAUGCCAAAUUAAAUUCAUAUUCUAGAUCGGUGGAAGUCACAAACAAUACGAUAACCAGGGACAAAGAAGGCGGAUCAUUGACAUGGAAUUUCUGGCCACUUGUUGGAGAACCGUGGACCUCGACAUCCUUGUUGGGUGGACUGCUGCAGCAGGAUGCUGCUCACCUCCCAGCGCGUGCGCCGGCUCGUCACAUGGGUCCUUUCAAUACGCCUUGA